Molecule: messenger RNA, 1071 nt
Organism: Microcebus murinus (gray mouse lemur)
Lineage: Eukaryota; Metazoa; Chordata; Mammalia; Primates; Cheirogaleidae
Source: RefSeq, a predicted model, not a curated record
AUGGCAUCUGCUGGAGAGGGGGAAACAGGGAUCUGGAGACCUCAAGGAUACUUGACCUUGGACAAUGGUCAGAGGUCAGUGGCAGGAGGGCACUGCAGUCAGGAAGAUGCAUGGGAAAGAAAGGAAGGCCUCAGAAAGCCAGGAUUAGAGAAAGACAGCACAGGACGUGGGACAAGGACGUCCACACAGAAGGAAAAGCUGGGGAGCAAGGCAGUGGGGCUGGGAGCCCCUCAGAUAGAUCCCAGCCCCCUGCCUCAGUCUCCUGGCUGGAAAAGGAAGAGGGAGUGGUCAUCCGAAUCCAAGGAUGAGGAGUUGGAAGAGGAGCCGGUGGUCCCUGAGCCUAAGGACAUCUGGGUUGUGGAGUCACUGUGUGGGCUCAAUAUGAGACCGAAGAAGCAGCGAGUGUCCUCAGUGCUUCCCGAGCACCACCAGGCUUUCUCCUCUUUGCUCAAAGAUCCUGUCAUUAGAAACUUCCUGGCCUGGGACAAAAGUCUGAGGGUAUCUGACAAACACCUCCUCUCUAUGGUCAUAGCCUACUUUGGCCGGGCUGGCCCCUUCUCCUGGCAGUACCGACACAUUCAUUUCUUCAUAGCGCUCUACCUGGCCAAUGACAUGGAGAAGGAUAACCAGGCUCCUAAACAAGCCAUUUUUCCAUUCCUGUAUGGGGAGAGCGGCUUCCAGCGUCCGUUCCACAAGCUGCCCUACCAGUUCAUCCGAUCCACAGCUCCCGAGAAGCAGGAGCCCUCUCGCCCGCAGCCGCCGGCGCUGCGUGGGCCCGGACGGGCGCGGCCUCGGGACCCCAGCGCCCGCGGCUCGGCGCCCGCGGCGGGCGAUCUCUGGGUGACCACGUCUGCGAGGGACUUUGCUAUCCGUCUGCCAGGACCUGGGGAGGAAGAACCGGCAGCUCCCCAUCCCUUCCCCCUCUGCCAGCAUUUCGGGCACCCCGCAGGGACUCAUUUUGGGGUUCCCACUGACUUCCAGGAAGGACGGGAGUCCUUCUGUGACCCCCGCUCGGGCCGCCACCUGUCUUUGCCGCAGUGGCCCUUCUCCCACGACCCUGCGGUGCCGUGA